AUGUCUUGGUUCAGUUACUGGGGCCAAAUCUGCCGGAAUGCGAAGGACGCUACGCGUGGACUCGAGGACCGUGUAACGGACAUGCCGUCGGUGCUCUCGGAACCCUUGGAAUGGCUCCACGAUGAUUCGUUGGCGACACCGCCUCCGGAGCCUGCUGCACCUGAGGAACAUCAUAUGCUCCUACGCCUGGUUGCUCCUGCUAUGCACAAGAGAGGGGAAUGGUGUCAUCAGCAGAAAAAUUCUCCGUUCGGCCUCGUGAUAUUCGGUCGUGGAGCCCGACUUGGGGCAACGAGCGGCGAACGUCGGGAGUCGGGACUGCUGUACAACGGCGCUAGCGGGGAGGCCGGCGUCAAAGCGUCCCAACGGCACCGCGUCAUUAGGGUGCGUGUGCACCACGGUGACUCGCGGUCGACCUUGCGAGGGACCGUCGCUGUGUGUGCACCAGCGGGUCCAAUGACCAAUCAACUUUUCCAUCGGUGGCCAUUCACGGACGUUCAUGGACGAGUCGGCCCUUCGAGGGAUUACCUGACUUACUCCAGCAAUUGCACGUCCGAUGAAUACGAGAGCCUGCCCAUCCGAGACCGAGAGGUGGAUUGUAAUGCGCCUUACGACACUGUGCACUCUUGUCUCCAUUCGACCUCUGGGCGAGCUUACGGAGGUGAGAAGGAGGUUGCAAUUGCGCUGGUCCUGCCAGUCACAGUCUACUCAAGGGGCAAGACGGUCAGUAUAUCGGCCGGGAGGACAUGUGCGCACCUGCACUGUGACCUGAGUGGAGAUGGAUCUCGAUUCUCGAUGUGCAUACUCAUCGAAUUGGGAUUGGAAUGUUCAAUGGAGAGGGAGUUGAUUGGCGAAGACCGUACCCGCCGGGAAAGCCAAUGGGACCGUCAGGUCAGGAUCAGUAUGGAAAACCACGACUCGGAUGGACUCGAGCCUUCGUUCGUGUUCGUGUUUGUGUUCUUGUUCGUGUUCGCUUUUGUCCUCGCCUACGUAUUGUCUUUCGGAUCCGCGGAGGUGUGGGUAUGGGCCACUGUGCCAGAGGGCGUUCAUGAUCGAUGCUGUAUUGUCUCCGUCGUUGUCGCUGGAAUGCGAAUCAGAAGGGUGCAAGCGCACACGGUUCCACUGACACUCGAGAACGCUGAAGCUGUGGACACUGGAAAAGCUAACUUUGGCUUGACUGAGCCUUCUAGGGCCCUGGGACCUAUAGCUCAGUGUCGAGAUGAUGUGGCGUGGAAUUCCAUUCGACUGGAAUAG
Stereum hirsutum FP-91666 SS1 is the source of this 1251-nucleotide messenger RNA. RefSeq lists its product as uncharacterized. The transcript is spliced from 16 exons. The record is from RefSeq and is a predicted model, not a curated record. NCBI's taxonomy places the organism in Eukaryota, Fungi, Basidiomycota, Agaricomycetes, Russulales, Stereaceae. Bases 1 to 1251 code for a protein of 416 amino acids.